Xyrauchen texanus (razorback sucker) is the source of this 5429-nucleotide messenger RNA. RefSeq names its product zinc finger CCHC domain-containing protein 14-like. The record is from RefSeq and is a predicted model, not a curated record. NCBI's taxonomy places the organism in Eukaryota, Metazoa, Chordata, Actinopteri, Cypriniformes, Catostomidae. Gene Ontology annotation, molecular function: phosphatidylinositol binding; nucleic acid binding; zinc ion binding.
AUGAAAAAAAGAAAAUAGAAAAUAUCAUGCCUAUAGAUUGGGUUAGGACAUUUAUACGACCUCGUCCCUCAUCGGAAAAGUUUACGUAAUUAAAUGACAAAACCAGAGAUUUACAAAAUUUGCCAGGAGGCUGGUGGACCACCAUCACCUCAAUAAUACAUUUUUCUGAAAUAUUUUUAAUACUAGAAAAUAUUACGAGUAAAAUCCAAGAUAUGUUAGCUUAAUGCACCUUGCGCUUUACAUACAAUAUUUUACCUUCCACAUUAAAUAUGACUGUAAGCGUCUGAGACAAAGAUAUGAGGAUGUCGCUUUGGCCAAUCGGAGGGCAGAAUAUUAUUACAGACAAGCUGCUUAUCCAAUUAAAAUCACCAGUGGGCGGGGUUUGAGUGAAGUUCGGGACAGUGAACUACACGCUCUUCGACUUCACGACAGAAUAAUGAUUAAUUCACGCGCGACCAACGCUUGAAGUGCAAAUUAUAGCCGGGGACAAAUGUCACGUUUGUAAAACCAGCUGCUCUAUCAUCUGACGGAGGAAUACGCGGUCAUAUAAAUGUCGCUUACCUUCCACUCGGGCAGUCAAACUGUUAGAAUUGGAGAGUUUUCCACAUGAGAAGUUUAGUGACGGUACCUUCACUAUAGGGUGCAAUGGAAUCUGGACAAAUCUGAGCAAUCAAGAUUCAAAGAUCUGGAAGACAGGACUUUUAAGUAUUUCUUUGAUAUGUUGUGCUGGAGCCUAUUGAAUAACUGGCUGACGUGGGGAUCACGCAGGGGGGCUGGCUGAGAAACGAGAGACACGGGCGGGCAGAGGGGCGCCGCCACCGCGCGUCUGGGAUUACAGUAAACACAUUUCGUUUCUUCAGUAACUUUCUUCUUAUCCCACUGACUUCAACACGCUUUCAUGAGAUAAUGCAAUCGCUUUUGUACUAUAAAGCGCGAAGGAAACGCCGGGAUCAUUGCAGGAAUUGUUCUGGUAGGGGUUUUGAGACUGACCUACAUGGAUGUUUACGUCAGUGAAUGAUUUGGAAGUUUGCAAAGUUUGUAAAGUUUAUAGUCCGACAUUUUGGUGUGGACUUCACAUUUUACCAUCAGAUCCAUUUUAUGAGGCAUAUUAAAAACGUGCUGUUUACAAUGGUUGAGAAUAUAUGCUUUGUUCAGAGAGAGGAGGUUUACCGCUGGUUCUCCGUGCUGAGUUCAGCGCAGAGGGCUGAGUUUCUCUGUGGCCUUUUGGACCUCUGUGUGCCCAUCGAGCUGCGCUUCCUCGGUUCCUGUUUGGAGGACCUGGCCCGAAAAGACUACCACUCCCUGAGGGACGCCGAAAUCAAAGCCAACAACCCGGCCGACCUCGCCAACUUGACCAACAUCACGGAUGAGGUCGUGAGGAGUAAGCUGCUCGUCUCCCUCGCGCUCGUCACCUCAGACAACCGAGUGGCGGCGGGAGUUUUGUUUCGGACUCUCACCCAUAUCGACACAAUUAUAAACAACUACGGGCUUCAGCUUAACGAUGGCCAGACGGGAGAGCAGUUCUUGCUCCUCUUCACCAUGGCUUCCAACCACCCGGCAUUCAGUUUUCAUCAAAAGCAGGUGUUGAGGCAGGAGUUGACGCAGAUUCAGGAGAUCCUACAGGUGACCGUUGGUGAAGCGCCGUCGACGUCACACGGGGGCGGUGCCAACGCUGGCGCGCUCCCAAACGCGUCCGACAUCACUGUGCCCUCCUUCAACUCCUGCCAGGCCGGAUGUCCGUGCUGUACAAAGACCAUGCAACGUGAUGUCACGGGAGGUCAGACAGAUGAAGUCUUAGGUCCUGAAAUAAUGCCCCCAAGCCCAUCACUCUCAUGUCAGGAGAUGCCACUCAAAGUGCACAUUGUGAAAUCGAGCAAAGUGUAUGUUGAAAGAAUUGAACUGAGAGGAGUCACACCCAAAACAGACAAACCAAUAGAAUACAUCCUAGAGGCCUUGUGGUCAGACUCCACCUUGUCAACUGUCAGGAAAACCCCUCAGGAAGUGAUGGAGUUCAUCUCCCAGCUCUCUCAACUCUUUCCUGACGAGUGUCUGGAGAAAGUUAUGCCUCAGAUGCCUGGACUUGACUCCACUCAUGAGCUAGAUCCUCGAUACUUGACCUCGCUUCCACCUCAAGUCCUGAAACACGACAAAGUUUGUUUCUUCUUCAGCACUUCGUCCACACCUCAACUCCCUACAAGCACAAAUCUUGGCUGUCUGCUUCAAUACAGGGGAGCCAGCAGGCCUAUUUGUGGCGUCGCCAGCAUCCAGCCUGUCUAUAGCCUCCAUGCUCCUAUCCCUCAGACCUCUCUCGCCCACCUGCCCCCUGUCCCCCCUCAGACAGGGGUGGCCAUCCUGCCAAACAGUGCUCUAACUAGAGUGGAGGGCAUUCCUCCACAGUCACACCCCCUAAACCCUGGAACCCAACCUCAACCCCAAUCCCAGCAGUCCCAGCCCAUCACGGAGCAGAACGGCAUCCUGGACUGGCUUCGUAAAUUGCGACUGCAUAAAUAUUACCCUGUCUUCAAACAGUUGACUAUGGAGGAGUUCCUCGCUCUCACAGAGGAGGAUCUCAACAAGUAUGACCUCACUCAGGGGGCCAAGAAGAAACUUAAGACUCAGCUGGAGCUUCAGAAAGAGAAGUUAGAGAAGAGGUAUGUGAUGUCUCAGUUUCCUGUUCCCUGUGGUGGGGUGGCCAGAGUGAUGCCCUCAAGUCAUAUCGGGCCACUGAUGCACACACACAUUGGCAUCAGCGGCACUGAGCUACGAGUAGAUGUGGAGAACAGCUCGUUGCCCAUUCUACGGGACAGCAGUUCAUCCUCGGGAUAUUCCAGCGCUCCUUCCAGUCCAAUGUCCCUUUUAUCACGUGACGCUUCCUUUGAUCGUGUCAAAGACCCUCAUAGACGUGCGGAAUCUGGUUUGGAUUCCAGAGAGAAAGAGCGGUCGUUCUUUCUCCUCAAUCCUGCAGUAUCUGGUCCCAGCCGUCCCACUGCCCAAGUCCUCCCGGUCCAAAACGAUCCCUCCCUCUCUCCCUCCCACAUGAGUUUACCCCCUCCCUCCCAGCCCCUCCUCUCCCCUGGCCGGGUCCUCAACUCCCCCCGCAAACCCCGCCCACCCCCUCUUUGUUCUGAAGAACAUCCCAAACCGAUGGGUUCCGGAGUUGCCGUGGGUGUCCGACUUGAAAAUAUCUUCCCUGGACUGAGUCAUGACAGUUCACCUGGGCACCAGGAUGUGUCAGGACCUUGUGGGCCCCUCACAAUGCUUCUCCCUCCUGGUCUCAUGAUUGAAACCAGCACUGCUCUCACCUCCACUUCCAACACGCACCAUCAUGUCUCCCACCCUCCUUUGCACCUACAAGUGUCUUCCUCCGUUCCACGCUCAGGAUCUUACCCUUUCUCCACCUCAAUGUCCUGCCCGUCAUCAAGCUCCUCCUCCAGGGCCUCCUUCUCACCUGUCAGUGGAGUACCCAUAGCGGCGGCGAGCACCGUUCCAAUGGCGGCGGUACAUGGCAACACCUACUCUGUAAACAGUACACCUGCUGUCACACCCAGUUCUAGUCCAGCGUCCACAGAAAAUACUGGCUACGCCUCACAUACAAACAGUUCUAACUCUAGUUCCUCAUUAUGUGUUUGUAGUUCUUGUGGUUGUAGUGGUAACUGUGGGUCCUACGGUGCGUUGCCGGCUAGCUACACUGGAUACUUUCCAAACCCGUUUUCGGGAACUUCGGUAUUCACAUUAGGGCCUUUGCUACAUUUCAGCCCACUCCUUACAGGAAGUGGUACUGCCUCCCCUUUCUCAUACCCUCUGGUGGCCCCACCCAUCUACAACAGCAGCCAAUCACAUGACUUGCAACAGAAUCUUGUGUGUCCACCAGGUCAGGGUUUUCUCGGCGGAGUGGGUGGUGUGUACCAACAUCAUGGUAUGAUAGGAAAUGGAAGCUCUGUGCACAAGAAAACGGGAAAUGUGUCCUGCUAUAACUGUGGGUUGAGUGGGCAUCGAGCACAAGACUGCAAGCAGCCAGCAAUGGACUCAGCACAGCAAGGGACAUUUCGUCUGAAAUAUUCUCCACAGUCAGACAGCCAGGAAUCUGGGGAAUAAAUGAUGUGUAAGAACUGGUUUGGAUCUGCACCUUCCUCAGUGUGUAAAUACACUUAAUGCAAGACCUUACUGAGCAAAGGCAUGAAAGAAUCUUUUUGCUGGAGGAUUAAGUGAUCGAGUUUGAUCAGUCAUGGUUUCCAAUGAAACCCAUGUCCCACAGAAUAGAGGCUUGAUCUUGCACAUGGCACCAUGGAUCUUUGUAAAGGGAUGUUCAGAGAAGCAAGCAAACAUUCUUAUAUUUGUAUUCUUCAGUUUUCUUUACACUGUUUAAGUCACACUUCAAACUUGCCUAAGUAUGUCGUGGUGGAGCAGCCAGUGCGUGGUGUCAACAUUUGCUGCACGAGUCAUUCUUGGAAGCAAAACAAGAACGGGUUUACCAACCAAUCAUGCUCGCCAAAUAAUGUGCAAUUAUGGCAAAGUGUUUUUGCUAUUGGUAGUCACACCAAUAGCUAAAACACUAGAUUCUAUAAGUCAAACCUUUGGGAAUAGGAUUCUGGCAUUCUUUAUGGACAUCUCUUAGUCUUGUGGCAUUAACUUGGCAUUUUUAAAACUUUGAAGAGGAAAGUGGAAAUGACACGUUGCUUUUUUUGACUACCAUUACAGAUUUUGCCUGAAAGGCCUCUUAAGCGUUAUACAUGUUAUUUGUAUGUGGCCUUUUUUGCUGUAAUCAUGGUAUAUUUUUUAAUGGCCUAGGUUUUGGAAACGUGUAUGAUAUAUUAUUUUCAUAAAAUUUCAUAAAAGAGAAACAAGCGCCAUGUCACCAUUGUGCUCAGAUUAAAGACAUUAAUAAAUUCCGUGCACUUGAGGUGGCAAAAGUCAAGCUGUAUGCUUCACUACAAUUAUUACAGUUUUUCUCAAUUGCUUUGGCACAUUUUUCGAAACAGUCUUAACAUUCUCUAAACUGUGAGUGCAAAUGUCACAACUGUUUGCAGGAACUUCAAAACUUUAUAGCAUGUCUGCAAAAUGUAGUUACCCACCCAAAACAUUCAUGCUUCAAAACCUAGUUAUUGUGUCAAUAAUUUGGCCAAGGCCACCAAAAUCUAAAGUAUUUUUGUCAUUGUGUGAGCCACACUGGUCAAAAUGUUUAGUUGUUUUUUCACCACAACAGUCAACCAUGAAAAUUAAGGGUUUACUGUAAACAAAUCUCAUAUUUGUUGAGAAAAGUCAGUAGUAUGUAGAAAAAAAAAAGUCUAUGAACAUUUGUAUUUUUACAGUGUUUAUUUUUGUACUUCAUGUGUAUAUACACAAUACAAGUGUAUUUACUGUACAUGUAAAGUAACUGACAAGAGUAACAAGAUUUCACUUUACAUUUCAUAUUUGUGUAUUACCACAAA